UCUUGGUAGAUGUCCUCCAUUCAGUCCUUCGUCUUCCCCCUCUGGUUUCUAUAUAAAUAAAUCAACUUCGCUGCUCUUUCACCCUCAUUCUCUCUCUUCUCCCCGUUGUCCACGAGGCGGAUUUCUUCUCCCGUUUCUCAAGGUGUAUCUGAAGCCUAAACACCAUGGCUUCCGGACAACUGUUCUCUCGGUCUACACAAGCACUAUUCUAUAACUACAAACAGUUACCAAUUCAGAGGAUGCUUGAUUUUGACUUUCUAUGCGGGAGAGAAACACCUUCAGUUGCUGGAAUCAUAAAUCCUGGUUCAGAAGGUUUUCAGAAGCUUUUCUUUGGCCAGGAGGAAAUUGCAAUUCCAGUACAUUCAAGUAUUGAGGCUGCUUCUGCUGCACAUCCUACUGCCGACGUUUUCAUUAACUUUGCAUCAUUUAGAAGUGCUGCUGCUUCAUCCAUGUCGGCUCUCAAACAACCAACCAUUAGAGUUGUGGCUAUAAUAGCUGAAGGGGUUCCUGAAUCAGACACCAAACAAUUGAUUGCUUUUGCAAAGGCAAAUAAUAAGGUUGUUGUUGGCCCAGCCACUGUUGGAGGUAUCCAAGCUGGAGCAUUUAAGAUUGGUGACACUGCUGGAACGAUUGACAACAUUAUCCAAUGCAAGCUAUACAGGCCUGGAUCUGUUGGUUUUGUCUCCAAAUCGGGUGGUAUGUCUAAUGAAUUGUAUAACACAAUUGCUCGUGUAACCGAUGGACUAUAUGAAGGUAUUGCAAUUGGAGGAGAUGUCUUCCCAGGCUCUACACUGUCUGACCAUGUUCUGAGGUUCAAUAACAUCCCACAGAUUAAAAUGGUGGUUGUUCUUGGGGAACUUGGUGGACGCGAUGAAUAUUCCCUAGUUGAGGCACUCAAACAAGGCAAGAUCAACAAACCAGUGGUUGCUUGGGUUAGUGGAACCUGUGCCCGGCUCUUCAAGUCAGAAGUCCAGUUUGGUCAUGCGGGGGCUAAGAGUGGUGGUGAAAUGGAGUCUGCUCAAGCAAAGAAUCAAGCACUUAGGGAUGCUGGAGCUGUUGUCCCCACUUCCUUUGAAGCAUUUGAAGCUUCGAUUAAGGAAACAUUUGAGAAGCUUGCAGAGGAAGGCAAGAUUUCUCCUCUGAAGGAAAUAACGCCUCCACAAAUCCCCGAGGAUUUGAGCACUGCCAUAAAGAGUGGAAAAGUCAGAGCUCCAACUCACAUUAUCUCUACCAUAUCUGAUGAUAGAGGUGAAGAGCCGUGCUAUGCAGGAGUUCCCAUGUCCUCAAUUGUUGAACAAGGUCUUGGCGUGGGUGAUGUUAUCUCAUUAUUGUGGUUCAAACGUAGUCUCCCCCGUUACUGUACAAAGUUUAUUGAGAUUUGCAUUAUGUUAUGUGCGGAUCAUGGUCCAUGCGUGUCGGGUGCUCACAACACUAUAGUUACUGCAAGGGCCGGAAAAGAUCUUGUUUCCAGUCUCGUGUCAGGUUUACUAACAAUCGGUCCCCGAUUUGGUGGUGCCAUUGAUGAUGCCGCAAGAUAUUUCAAGGAUGCUUAUGACAGGGGUCUCACACCUUACGAGUUUGUAGAAAGCAUGAAAAAGAAGGGCAUCCGAGUUCCUGGGAUUGGACACCGGAUCAAGAGAGGUGACAACAGAGAUAAGAGAGUUGAACUGCUUCAACUUUUCGCUCGUACGAAUUUCCCUUCUGUGAAAUACAUGGAAUACGCUGUUGAAGUAGAAACGUAUACACUUUCAAAGGCGAACAAUCUUGUUAUGAAUGUUGACGGUGCUAUCGGUUCUCUGUUCUUGGAUCUACUUGCGGGGAGUGGUAUGUUCACUAAACAAGAGAUUGACGAGAUUAUUGGAAUCGGUUAUCUUAAUGGUCUAUUCGUCUUGGCUCGUUCCAUCGGUCUCAUCGGGCAUACUUUUGAUCAGAAGAGAUUGAAACAGCCAUUAUACCGUCACCCAUGGGAGGAUGUUCUUUACACAAAGUGAAAAUUCUCGAGAGAGUUUGUUUGUUUGUUUCUAUUCUCAAUUGUUGUGCUAUCUAUUUUCAUAUGUUGUGCCCUUUUGGAUAUUCUUAAAUCCUUAAUCUUAGUAUUUUAUUUUUUUUUAUGGCUAGAAAUGAAAAUUGGUUUCCUUAAUAGUUCA
This is a messenger RNA of Impatiens glandulifera, 2147 nucleotides long. RefSeq names its product ATP-citrate synthase beta chain protein 1. Lineage: Eukaryota; Viridiplantae; Streptophyta; Magnoliopsida; Ericales; Balsaminaceae. Gene Ontology annotation, biological process: acetyl-CoA biosynthetic process; tricarboxylic acid cycle; fatty acid biosynthetic process. The record is from RefSeq and is a predicted model, not a curated record. Gene Ontology annotation, cellular component: cytosol. The transcript has 17 exons. Gene Ontology annotation, molecular function: ATP citrate synthase activity. The coding region runs from base 165 to 1991 and encodes 608 amino acids.